AUGACCAAUUCUGAUUCCAACUCUCCAUCCACUCCUUCCUCUCCAUCCUCUCUCAAUCAUCAAGAGAAUAAUCCUUCUCCGAUGAAAUCUUCUCGAAAGAAACGAAUGGACAGCAAAAAUCAUAUCAUUGAUAUUCAUAUGCGACCAAAUUUGGAACGUAUCAUUGGAAAUGAAAAAACAUUACAAUGCUUUCGAUCGUUUGCAGAUAAGAAACAAGUGUUGGAAUCUUUGGAUUGUUUGGUGGAAAUUAAAAAGUAUAAAUCACAUUUGGAACCAUUGUUGAGUCAACAACAACAACAACAACAGAAUGGAUUGUAUUAA
Messenger RNA from Naegleria lovaniensis, 321 nucleotides. RefSeq lists its product as uncharacterized. Lineage: Eukaryota; Heterolobosea; Eutetramitea; Acrasida; Naegleriidae. The transcript has a single exon. The coding region runs from base 1 to 321 and encodes 106 amino acids. The record is from RefSeq and is a predicted model, not a curated record.